AUCACCAUGGCUGCCGUGGAUCGUUUCUCCCUCUUGUACAGAGAGAUCAGUCGUUCCUGCAAUUUUUACAUCGAAGCCCUGGCUAUAGUUGGAGCUUGGUACACGGUCAGAAAGUGUGUGUCUCUGGCGUUUGACACUUACAGCAUGCUUAGGGUGCAUUUAAUUCCAAGGCUGAGCGGCAAGGUUGAUCUCGUCAAGCGGUAUGGAGAAUGGGCAGUGGUCACUGGUAGCACAGAAGGUAUUGGGAAGGCAUAUGCUGAAGAACUGGCAAAGCAUGGUGUCAAUGUCAUCUUAAUCAGCCAAAACAAAGAGAAGCUGGAGGCUGUAUGUAGGAGCAUAUCUGAAACCUAUAAAGUGGAAACAGAUUUUGUAGUAGCUGACUUCAGCAAGGGCCGUGAGCCUUACCCAGCCAUUAAGGAGGCUCUGAAAGACAGAGAAAUUGGGAUUUUGGUGAAUAACGUAGGCAUGUUUUAUUCCUACCCGGACUAUUUUACCAACCUGUCUGAGGAUAUGCUGUGGGACAUAAUCAACAUAAAUAUUGCCUCUGCUAACAUGAUGGCGCAUAUUGUGCUGCCAGGCAUGGUAAAGAAGAAGAAGGGGGCAAUUGUGAAUCUUUCUUCUGCGUGCUGUUGCCAGCCAACACCAAUGUUGACAGCCUAUGCAGCCUCUAAAAAAUACUUGGACUAUUUCAGUAGAUCACUACAUUAUGAGUAUGCCUCGAAAGGAAUUUUUGUCCAGAGUUUAAGCCCAUUUCUAGUUACUACAAAAAUGGUAGCGUGCAGCAGCCUUUUAACAAAGAGAUCUGUCUUUAUUCCUUCUGCUGAAGAAUAUGCAAGUCAUGCUGUUUCUACUCUUGGGUUAUCCAUAAGGACUACUGGUUACUGGAAGCACGCAAUACAGGUCAUGUUGGGCGAGCGCCUACCUGAACGGAUCUGGGUAUGGCUUGCAAUGUACAUUUGUGGAACAGUACGCAAGGAAGCUACAACAUGCCAAGUGAAGUAG
Molecule: messenger RNA, 1002 nt
Organism: Mesitornis unicolor (brown roatelo)
Lineage: Eukaryota; Metazoa; Chordata; Aves; Mesitornithiformes; Mesitornithidae
Gene: HSDL1
Product: hydroxysteroid dehydrogenase like 1
Exons: 4
Coding region: 7-1002 (331 amino acids)
Molecular function (GO): oxidoreductase activity
Source: RefSeq, a predicted model, not a curated record